Molecule: messenger RNA, 453 nt
Organism: Alternaria incomplexa
Lineage: Eukaryota; Fungi; Ascomycota; Dothideomycetes; Pleosporales; Pleosporaceae
Exons: 2
Coding region: 1-453 (150 amino acids)
Source: RefSeq, a predicted model, not a curated record
AUGCAUCUCAUGAAUCUCCUGCUCGCGUGCGUCUUCGCCCUGUGCGUCAUUGCCGCACCCGCGGACUUCAAGCUGCACUCUGCGCUCACCAUUCCCGUCCCCGGCUCUGCAACCUACGACGCCGACCUCGCUGCUGCUGUCGCGUACGCCCGGUCCCACUCCACUUCCUCCGUCCAGACCGCCGCCGAUGGCCCAAAGAACAAGCUCUGCGGCCAGUACACUACCACUCCCGACUCCAAACCCUUCUACACUGAGUUGCGCACAGACGGGACCAAUGUGUGUACCAACAUGAACCCGGGCUAUACUAUGGCGAUUGUUGGCAACUAUUUCUGCGGUUUUUGCAUGUACUUUGACAAAGAUGGAUGCCAGGGCGCUCUCGUCUGGAACAAAGGACCGGAAUACAAUCAGUGGCAACUUGUUCCGCGUACCAAGAGCUACAUCUGUUUCGAUUGA